Messenger RNA from Symbiodinium natans, 345 nucleotides. Lineage: Eukaryota; Dinophyceae; Suessiales; Symbiodiniaceae. The record is from the annotation of a GenBank genome assembly.
AUGGGGACAGGCUUCACGGUGGGUGAAGAUUUGAGCCGCCUUUCGAAGAUCACUGUGAAGACUGGCCGUGAACGUACCCAGGAGCGCUGGGUCGUGCGCGACGAGGAAGGGGAAGAGGCCAAGGACCCCAAGGAGCUGAUCAGCGAGGCCACAGAAUCAGCUCCGCGAGUCACAUCGGACGUAGGAACGAAUCAGAUCCGCCUGGCCGGGCCCGGAUCGGAUACCCCCUUCUACGAAACGGAUCGCCUCGGGAAGCUCCUCCAAGCGAUCUGGGGGUGUCCCACGGCGAGCUCCUCCUAUACACGAGCCACGCCAUGGUUGGUUGGCUUGGAAUACCUGUCGUAA